Molecule: messenger RNA, 1896 nt
Organism: Agrilus planipennis (emerald ash borer)
Lineage: Eukaryota; Metazoa; Arthropoda; Insecta; Coleoptera; Buprestidae
Product: zinc finger protein 260-like
Exons: 3
Coding region: 165-1784 (539 amino acids)
Biological process (GO): regulation of transcription by RNA polymerase II
Cellular component (GO): nucleus
Molecular function (GO): RNA polymerase II cis-regulatory region sequence-specific DNA binding; zinc ion binding; DNA-binding transcription factor activity, RNA polymerase II-specific
Source: RefSeq, a predicted model, not a curated record
UUUCUUCAUUUGUGGCGUUUAUCAAUUUCACAACGUUUUUUAGGCUAUGCGAAGUUUCUAAACGCUCGAGGACGGUAAAACAGGUCGAAGAUAGUGUUUACGAAUUAGGCAUUUUCAAAAAUUUGUUUUUGUAAUUUUAAAAAACAAAACCAAAGCCACUAAAUAUGGAAGUUGAUAUUAGUGAGGUUUGCAGAGCAUGUUUGACGCAUCAGGAAGGAAUGUUUUCGUUGUACGAAAAUUACGAGCACGGACUUACUUUAGCCGCUAUAUUAAGGAGUUGCAUUAAUGCGGAGGUUAACGAAGGAGACGGAUUCCCAUCUUGUUUGUGUGAUAACUGCACCCUAGUUUUAACGCAGUUCUAUAAUUUCGCCGUUGUUUAUAAAGAGUCAGACAGACAAUUAAAAGAAGUUCUGCAGAGGUCCAACAAAGUAAAAAAUGAAAAUGAAGGAAAUAAUCCAACCAAUUGUGAAAGCAAUGGUGUAUACGAGGAAUACAAUGCAGAGAAUAAAGAGGUAGAAUAUCACAUCAUUGAUGAAAAUAAUCAAAGUUCCUCUGCAACUUUAAAGCCAUGUCAGACAAGUGAAGCUACUAAUAUUAACACAAAUUAUGAAAAUGAUAACAUUACAGAAAUAUUCAAUUAUAAAGAUGGUGAUGAAGGUUAUCGUAUAAAGGUUGAAGCUGUAGAAGUACUAUCUGCUGAUGAAGAUUAUGACUUUAAUGGACUUAAAUAUGCUCAAGAGAAUGACAGUAAUCAUACAGUUCCACGGUAUGAAUGUGACCUUUGCAGCGAAGUAUACUUGUAUGAAGAAUACUAUGUGGAACAUAUGCAGACAUACCAUAAAGAAAACACCACUGAGAAUGAAGAUAGCAACAGUAACGAUUUAAAAAACAACGAGGAUUCUGUAAAUAGUAAAGAAUCUGAGGAAGUUAAUGAAAUGCUAAAUGAUCCAUCCAUUCGUGUUAUCACCAAAUAUGAGUGUGACACUUGUGGAGAAGCUUAUUUAUAUCAAAGCAGUUUCCAAUCUCAUAUGCGUACCAAACACAAAUUGGACGACAUCGAUUGCGACAAUUAUUGUACCACAUCUUACAUCAAAGUGGAACCAAAGCCUCGACGAAAAUACACUCGUUCUUUAGAAGGCAACUUGCAAUCUUCACUGGAAAGACCAUAUGGCUGUGACCAGUGUUCUAGGAGGUUUCGACAGGCCUAUAUGUUGGAACACCAUAAGGAACUCCACAGCGGUAAAAAGAAGUUCGUUUGCGACGUGUGUGGCAAAGGAUUUGUGAGGAAAACAUAUUUAGAUGAUCACAUGGAGGGGCACAGUACUGUUAAGAGACAUGUUUGCAAGUUCUGUGGCAAGGCAUUCCAAAGAAGAACAGUUUUAAGAGCUCACAAACGCACCCACACUCAUCCCAAUUUCUAUGUAUGCGACCAAUGCGGCCGAGGAUUCACUAGUACGAGCACAUUGAAAACACACAAAAAACUGAUUCACAUUAGGGAAAGGAAUUUCAAGUGCGUUAUCUGCAAUCAAACAUUUCCCCUAAAGUCCACACUGGCCAAGCAUAUUCGCAGACAUAUAAACAAAAACAAGGCUGAGAAGGACUUCCCUUGUUCACUUUGUGAGAUGCAGUAUAGGGACAAAUCAAGUCUGAAAAGACACGUGGAGAUCAAACAUUUAGGUAAAGGAGUCAUUGUUACAUGCUCAGACUGCCCCAAACAGUACACAAGUAAGGCGAAUUUGAUAAAACAUAGAAGAAAGCAUCAUAGUGAAGUGGUCACUGAUUAGGAUGAAAUUUAACACCCAAUUAAUUUAUUUUUUACAGACAUGUUUAUGAGCCAUUAUUUGUAGAAAAAAUGUUUUUUAUAUACCCAAUUUAUUUGGCAUUAAAUAUUCGUGU